Mycosarcoma maydis (corn smut) is the source of this 2640-nucleotide messenger RNA. RefSeq lists its product as uncharacterized. The record is from RefSeq and is a predicted model, not a curated record. Bases 1 to 2640 code for a protein of 879 amino acids. Lineage: Eukaryota; Fungi; Basidiomycota; Ustilaginomycetes; Ustilaginales. The transcript has 5 exons.
AUGACCAAGAAGCGUGGAAAGAAGCGCGCCCACACCGGAAGCGCCCGCGGUGAAACACCUCCUGUUGGGCCUCAAACUGUCUCAGCACCACCGCCCGUCGAUUGUGAACAGCUGAGUGUUAGCAAAUGCGCUUCUUCCUUCUCACUGUACACCACUCACUUCACCGAUUGCAUUUGGGUAUCGCGUACCGAGUUAAAAGAAAUCAUACCUGAGUUCAAGAGUAUGACGGAAAAAUUGUGCCUAGAAACGGAGGUCAGCAACGUUUACUGGGAUCUCGCCGCCAAAAUCACCUCUUACAGUGAUGUUGACGAGGCACUGUCGCUCGUGCUUGUUCACGUUGCACAUUCCUUGCCCAUACUUACGCUAGGCCCACAAGGUUCUGGUCCCAACGUUCGUUUAUCAGCCGAAUUUGGCCGUACCUAUCACGGUACUGCGCCAGACCGCUUCCUCCAGUUAAUCACUGAAGAGGAUCGGAAGUACAGCAAGGGUUAUCAAUAUAGCUGCAAUCUCCCUUACCACCGAGGCACUACCAUCUUCCAGUCAAGCGGCACCGGCAAGUCGCGCAUGGUAUACGAAUGUAGGCAUCGAACUCCUCUUCUCUAUGUCUGCAUUGGACCAACUAGCGCCGAAGGACCGGCCAAGAAAGCUUAUCCCCUUCCUGACCGUGGUGUACGUUCCUUUUUCGAAGAGGCUCAGAAGACCCACAAGGAUAAGUGUAACCUUCAGAUUGCCUGUUUCCUUGGCGCUUGGUUCUCGGAGCUUGCUCAACGCCUCGCCAACUUGCCCACUCAGCAGCAAAAACACGACUAUCUGAUGCAGCUCAACCAUCUCCAUCUAAAGGAUGGUAUCAAUGCUGAACGCACCGACUUCUUCGAAACCGUUUCCGAGCGCGCUUCUGACACCCUCAAGCGUGCCGACAGCAGCUUUGACGAAAAGUCGAAACAUGAUGAACUCUUCACCGCUCACCUCAAAUCGCCGCUUGCCGCCCUCGAACGAGAGAUGAAGUACAUUAUAGCUCACAUGCACCCGCCCAACGACCACGGCGGAUCAUCACCCAGGCCUCCUAUCAUUGUGGCCUUCGACGAGUGCGUCGAACUCAACAUCGAAAAAAACCCAGACAUCAAUCAGCUCAACAGCCUCCGCCGCGCAUGGAAUUGGAUCAAUGCCCAACAAGCCAGCGCCAAGACCACGACGUUCUGGCUUGUGUUGAUCAGUACCAGCAGCAGCGCGGCCUAUCUUGUCAAGCACGCUGGUUCAUCGGGGUCCGCCCGUGACAUAGAAUCAUUGGCACUGCCCAUUUUCAUCGGCGUUAGUUUUGACGUGCUGCUUUCACAGCAACCCAGCCUUUCUUGCGCCUCGCAAGCUUCUGCGGACUCUCACAUCAUUUACUACGGACGACCGCUGUGGAAAACAUUCAGUUCUGGAAGCCUCUGGAGCCCCGCCCACUGCUUCAGCGUCUUGGCGUCUCGUCUCGCGCUAGGCCUUUCGCCGACUCAAUCGCCCAACUCGGAAAUCUUCGCAAGACAGAAGCAAUUCGUCGACAGCACAGUAGAUCGCCACAUGCGCAUUGUCACGCAUGUUACCAGCGAGGGUGUCAUGCACGUUGAAUCUCCAUCAGAGCCUGUGCUAGCCAUCGCUGCUUCCAAUAUUAUGCUGGAUCCCCAACUCGAGGAACCUCAUUUUCAGCAACGUUGCUUGCUCGACCCCGGGGUUCCCGUGCUGAAGGGCAGUUUCGGAGAACUUGCCUCGCGGAUCAUCUUGAUGGUUGCUUGCGACGCCGUGAAGCGCAAAAAAAUCGAACAAACCGAGCCAAAGGAAUCGUCGGACACCCAGCACGUGGGCGCCAGCAUCUACGCCAAGCCCGUACCUCUCGAAAGCGUUCUUGAGAACCUUGCCGAGCUCGACGAAGCCAAUCGCACUGCGCUGCGCCAACGCCUUGAAGAUGUCUACGAUGCCGGCUCGCGCACCGAACGGCAUGCGAUUCCGUUCAGAGAUCAGUUGCAGUCGGCUUCCGCUACGCUGCCGAUGUGGAUCAACUUUACGCAUUUCGACUUGCUUCCCGAAGAGAUCAACGAGAUAAGCCCCCGAAUUUCUGUGGCACUGUUGGAAACGUGGAGUCAUCUCGACCGGCCCUUCGUUGAUGGUUCAUCCACCGAUGCCUCUAACAUCACUCUUGAGCCCAGAGAGGGCGAGAGGCACGCUGCGCGCUACAUGACCUACAUUGCCUGGGAAGCAAAGAACCGAAGGGAUCCACAGAGCACCACGGUCCCUGCUAGUUCAGCGCCUGUCGUUGCUGGACCGGUGAUCAAGAGCGCCUCGAUGGCACCGCCAAACGAGAAGCCACUGACCGAACAGGCUCUGUUGAUCGUGCUUUUCGACCUUGGCACAAGCACCGGGUUCAAGAAAGCGCAAGACGGCUCUCGACCGCAAGUGACGCCUAUUACCGGUCAACAGUGCCCUCGGCUGUGCAUUCGGGGUUUGCUCGGCCCGCACGCUUACCCCUGUCUCGACCUUUUCGAGGCCCGUUCAACCUUGGUGGACAUUCUGUCGUCUAGCUCUGAUCCCGCACCAAACCCUCUCAACAUCAUCGAAAAGCCCAUGUGGAAUGAGCGCAUCCAGCCCGAGUCGGAUUCCAUUUAG